CCACCCUCCCGAAGUUGAAAACUGGCACAGAUUUGUGCCCAGUGGGUUUGGGGAUGUUUCUAGUAGACAGCAGAGCAGAAUUCCUAGGGCUGGGUGUGGGCAUGUACAAGGUCUCAAGGAAAAGACCCAGAGAAAAAUCAGAUUUCAAAGACCUGAGAAAUAUUGGUUCUAUUUGGGCCACCUAUGGCUGUCUGUUUAUACUGUACAGGAGGUCAUCAGCAACGCUUUCAGUUUUGGUUUUACAGGGAAAGUGGUCCUAAAAGAAACAGAACUGUAAGGGGUGGAGAGAGGAGGGACAAUUCCAGAAUUGCUGCUCAGUGGUGUUUGUGUGCCCCCUGCUGGGGGAGCUGAGACAUGCUCAUCUCAGAAGGAUGGGGAUGCUGGGUUCCUGGCAAGAGUUUCACCCAGCGUGGUAGGGACUGGCCCUAUUGUGUGGGAAGGACAGCAGGUGGUGCCAGAGACAGAUGCCAAUCCAUGGACCCUUGAGGGCCGGGAAUAGAUCCUUGGGCGUGCAGGACAAAGGUAGACAGCUGGAUAAAGGCCCAAGUAGGACCCCUGUCUGGGCCACUACUCCCACAUUCAGGAACCAGACCUCAUGGGUGAGGACACACUGUCCCUCCUGCCAAGUUAAUAACUUCCUCCCCUAGCCAGGAUCCUGCCCCAGGCAGGAAUAUAGCUCUGCACCUACAGCAGCUCCUGCUCAGACUCUGCCUGUCAAAACCACCCUGCAGCUAAGGAUCAAGGAGCGUGGGCACCCCUCAGGGACUGCCUCUCUCCCCAGAAUUCCAUAAUGCAGGCCCGGAUGCUUGUAGGUGUGCUGAUCAUGGUGGGCUUCACAGUGGGAAAGGCUCCUGUUCCUGAAGUCCGGACCUGCCACUUCUGCCUCUUAGGAGACCCUUCUGUAGGUUGCAUUUCAGGCUCGGAGAAGUGCACCAUCAGCAGUUCAUCCCCAUGCAUGGUGAUCACCAUCUAUCAUGAUACCAAGGUCCGCUUCUUCAUCCGAGGCUGUGGACAGUACAAUUCUUACCGCUGCCAAGAAAAACGCAAUACCUACUUCCCGGAGUACUGGUACCAGGCCCAAUGUUGCCAGUAUGAUUACUGCAACUCCUGGUCCAGCCCCCAGCUCCAGAGCUCCCUGCCUGAGCCCCCUGACAGGUCCCUGGCCCUACCUCUGUCGGAGUCCCAGAUCCAGCAGUUCUACCAGGCCCUGAACCUCUCGCUGCCCCUGCGCAGCUUCCAUGCUGAGAAGGAACCUGAAGGCCUGGACCCCCUGGCCGCCCUGCCCCUGAACCUGGGCUUGCCUAUUGCUGAGCUGCGCCGCAUAUACUUGUUUCUCAGCAAUUCAGGACUUUUGGUUCUUCCUCAGGCUGGACCCUGACACCUUACCCUUCCCGGAUUCUACUCUGUUCCAGCAUCUCUCCCCUAACACUCAAGCUUCCUACACUGCCCUCUCAGAACACCCACAUUCUCUGGCCUAGAAUUUCUUAGGUCUCCUUUCCAUGGUACUUCCAGUAUCUAUAGGGCUUUGAUUUAAUUUCUUCCCCAGAAACCAGUUGGCACUGCCUCCAGUGCUCUUCUUUCUUCCUCCUAGAAAAGAAUCUCAAGUGCAGAUUCUGCCCAGGCUGACCUGGGAAAGGCAUAGUGGUUUCCUCAUCCCUUUCCCAUCAUCUGAGUGUUCCACACCACCCCCCAACCCCCAUCCUCUUCCCAAACCCCUCUUAUCUGGUCACCUGCUACCUCCAUUCAGAUCUAGCUCCAUAUCCUAUCCUAUGUCUAUCUCUAAGAUCCAUUGCCAGACUGAACUUGCAGCAAAAAGGAUGAGGGGUAGACUUCUACGCAGGUUUCCUAACUUAGCACUCUGAUGUCCCUGCCCUACUAUCUCCACCACCCCCACUCCCACCCUGGUCUCCUGCUGCAUCCUCUCAUCUCUUGUCCCAGUCUCUUGCCUCCUCAGCCCCACUUCACAUCACUGAGGCACUUCCCCACUUCCAUAGGUGCCUGGGGAGAGGAGAGGAGAGGGUCUGUUCUGCUCUGUUCCAUGUCCCUCGGGUUUCCCUCCACAAUAAAUGGACUGGGCUAAGUCUGUGUCACGUUGUUUAUGGGCUCAGACUCAGGUGUGGGCAGGUGUAGGCAGGUUAAAGAAAGUUAAUUAGGUGUGGCGUUCAGAGACCUGCCCAAUCCACUUGGCCUUUGUGAGUUCCUCAUGGCUUGCCCCAAAGGGCUGGCAUCCGUUCCACCAUCUGCUCAGCUAGAGAUCAAGGCAUGGAGAUUGUGACUGCUUCCAGCCUUAAACAUAUCCUACAAAACCUAGAAAGUUAAACCUAGGUGGUGUCAGAUUUUUCUACCUAAGAGAGGAGAGAAAACUCUCUUUAAACUAGGAAGACUCAGGAGCAAACCAGAGGACCCAGGUCUGCAUCUCAGAGCCACGUGAUCCUGAGGGGCUUGGGUUUCUGCCCAUCCUCAGUUAUUUUCAGGAUCCUGGCACCCAGGACCCCCUCCUUCUAUGGGGGCCUAGGUGGUGGGGGAAAUGCAGAGAGUACAGGUGGGGCUGCAGUGGUUGGAUCUUUCAUUUUAAUGUUUUAUGUUUAGGGGCUGGCCCCGUGGCUUAGCGGUUAAGUGCGCGCACUCCGCUACUGGCGGCCCGGGUUCGGAUCCCGGGUGCACACCGACGCACCGCUUCUCCGGCCACGCUGAGGCCGCGUCCCACAUACAGCAACUAGAAGGAUAUGCAACUAUGACAUACAACUAUUUACUGGGGCUUUGGGGGAAAAAAA
Diceros bicornis minor is the source of this 2774-nucleotide messenger RNA. RefSeq names its product lymphocyte antigen 6 family member G5B (gene LY6G5B). Lineage: Eukaryota; Metazoa; Chordata; Mammalia; Perissodactyla; Rhinocerotidae. The coding region runs from base 791 to 1378 and encodes 195 amino acids. Gene Ontology annotation, cellular component: external side of plasma membrane. The transcript is spliced from 3 exons. The record is from RefSeq and is a predicted model, not a curated record.